AUGAUUUCUAUUGAGGGGGACAACAAUUUAAUUAAGCAGUUAAAUAACUGUUUAAGUUGUCUUUUAAGAGGAUUUAAAUGCCAGGAUGUGCUGGUAAGAAUCACUAAUGAGUAUUUAAUGCUUUAUUCCUUUCCAUUUGGUGGGUUUUCUUCGUGCUUCCAGUUCAAUUUUGAUGGUAGACUGUUUGAUGUAUUUGAAACUGGAGAUAUUGUAGAGUUCGAACGAAUAUAUAAGGUAGAUUCACUUAUUAAAUGUUUUAACAAUACCCAAUGGAUUAAAGCCACCAGAUUUAUUUUUGAAAUUUGUGGAAAUGAUGAUGAUACUUUAAAGGUUACUGUACAUGGAAAAAAUGGAAUAGUAAGAAAGCACCGAGUAUACCCAGUUAUUGGCCAUCAAGAUAAAAUUCUUCUUCAUGAAAUGAUUCUCUGGAAAAGAAGACAUGGAAUAAGGAUAUCUUCUGGUCUUCUUAAGGACAUAUUUGGUUAUAUGGAGAUUAAAGAAUCCAAAAUGACUCUCUCAAUUUCAUCCCAAGAAUCUUUAAUUUCUAUUAAAGUUCAACCAAUUGGAAACUUAGCAUAUGACAUUCCAAUAGCUGGACCAUCGAUUGGAACUGGAAAUAUUGGUGGAAAUAGUAUCUCAAAUAACUCCACCUAUCAAGAUAUUCAAAUCAAAAAAGAACAAAUUGAAACACUGAGUUUGUGUAGGAGUAUUCUGGAAAACAGUAGUUUCACUUUCAAUUCUAGGGAAUUUAAGGUUGCUAUUGCUUUAGCAGAAAAUUGUCAACUUCCCGUAUUCCUUACUCUGAGAGCACCAGGAUCUCCCCUAAUUAUUUCCAUUGGCCAAAGAGCCAUUAUUGACCAGAUGUGCGUCUCAGAUCUUGAAAAAAAUAUUAUACCUUUUGAAUAUCAUUGGGAGAAGCCUCUUUUCCAGUCACAGCUUUUUGAAAUUGAUAAUGAUUACAUCGAAAAGACCCAAAUCACUACUGGAUUCUCAGCUGUCUUUCUCUUAUCAACUGCCAUAAACCCAGAUUCAACUUCUGACCCAAUAACCUCCUUUAACUCUCCUAAUGAAUACAAUGAACAAGAUGUUCAGGACCAGGACCAGGGCCACCAUGUUCCCAUGAACAUUAGUCAAAAGUCCGAACCUGGGAAUCAAAAUUUCGCUUCUUUUAAAACCAAUUCAGACAUACCAACAGAUAGCUCUCCAACCUUCUCCAAAGUCAUCCAAGAAGCCCCUUCUGAAGAUCACAAAACUGAGAAUGAAGCUGAAGUUCUAAAUUUCUCUUUCUCCAAACUAAAUCACUUCGAUCUUCAUGAAAUGUUUCAAAGAUUUGGAAUUGAAAACCAGGAUGGCUCUGGAGAUCUUGAAAACUCCAGCUACCCUGCAGUUGAGAUCCCCCCAAAAGAUCAGGGAGUCAAGAGCUUUGAUUGGAUUGCCACUUUAAUGUGGUAA
Molecule: messenger RNA, 1452 nt
Organism: Cryptosporidium ubiquitum
Lineage: Eukaryota; Apicomplexa; Conoidasida; Eucoccidiorida; Cryptosporidiidae
Exons: 1
Coding region: 1-1452 (483 amino acids)
Biological process (GO): DNA damage checkpoint signaling
Cellular component (GO): checkpoint clamp complex
Source: RefSeq, a predicted model, not a curated record